Pseudopodoces humilis (Tibetan ground-tit) is the source of this 1334-nucleotide messenger RNA. RefSeq names its product hyaluronan and proteoglycan link protein 2 (gene HAPLN2). Gene Ontology annotation, biological process: central nervous system development; positive regulation of neuroblast proliferation; glial cell differentiation. NCBI's taxonomy places the organism in Eukaryota, Metazoa, Chordata, Aves, Passeriformes, Paridae. The record is from RefSeq and is a predicted model, not a curated record. Gene Ontology annotation, molecular function: hyaluronic acid binding. Gene Ontology annotation, cellular component: synapse; perineuronal net.
CAUGGGAGUGGGCAUCAAGGGCCCGCGGGGCCACAGGGCUGCCAGGACACUGCCCGCCCCAGGACGGUGACGGGGUGGCUGGGAGCACCUGCUCGCCACCUCCCGUGUCCCCGUGUCCCCGUGUCACCUCUUCCCAGGAGCCUCGUGGCGUAGGUCCGGCCUUCCCAGCACCCUCGGCCCCACCAUGGGGUGUUCAUGACGGAGACGGGAAGCAGCAGGAGCUGGGGCAGCACGCGGGCUGGGAUGGGCAUUGCGGCUCCCCGAAGGACACGUCUGGGGACGGCACCAUCCUGCCCCCGGCUCUAAGGAUGCACAGGCUGCUCCUGCUCGGCUGCCUCUGGCUCCUGGCAGCACCCCCAGCGUCCAGCAUCUUCCAGCGGCCGACGGGGACCCCAGCCCCACCACGCCUGCAGUACCUGCUGGAGCCCCUCCACCCCACGGUGCACACGAGGCGUGGUGCCACGGCCACCCUGCCCUGCGUCCUGCGCGCCCUGCCCCACAACUACCGCGUCAAGUGGAGCAAGGUGGAGCCGGCCAACUACCGGGAGAACAUCAUCAUCAUCACCAAUGGGCUGUACCACAAGAACUACGGGCCGCUGAGCCCGCGGGUGCGCCUGCGGCACAGCCACCGCUACGACGCCUCGCUCACCAUCACCGAUGUGGCCCUGGAGGACGAGGGGCGGUACCGCUGCCAGCUUGUCAACGGGCUGGAGGAUGAGAGCAUCUCGCUCAUGCUGCACCUUGAGGGCGUCGUCUUCCCUUACCAGCCCAGCAAUGGGCGCUACAAAUUCAACUACCACGAAGCCAAGAGAGCCUGCGAGCAGCAGGACUCGCGUCUCGCCACCUACCAGCAGCUGUACAAAGCCUGGACAGAGGGUCUGGACUGGUGCAACGCUGGCUGGAUCCUUGACGGGACCGUCCACUACCCCAUCAUCAACUCGCGGGAGCCGUGUGGUGGCCGCCUCCUCCUGCCCGGUGUCCGGACCUAUGGCAUCAGGGACAAGCAGAAGGACCGAUUCGAUGCUUUCUGCUUCACCUCUGCUCUCCAAGGCCAGGUCUACUUCAUCCGGGGCCACCUGAACUUCAAGGAGGCUGGGCAGGCGUGUCGCAACCACGGGGCUGCCAUUGCCAAAGUGGGACAGCUCUACUCGGCCUGGAAGUUUUCACAGCUGGAUCGCUGUGACGGGGGGUGGCUGGCGGACGGCAGCGUCCGGUACCCCAUCACCACCCCCCGCGAGCGCUGCGGGGGGCUCCCCGACCCUGGCGUCCGCAGCUUCGGCUUCCCCAGCAAGGAGAUGAGGACCUACGGCGCCUAUUGCUUCGUAGGGAAGUAA